AUGUGCCCAACACUGCCUACUCCGCCGAUUUAUCCCUACUUCUGUCUCGGCAUUACUGAUCUCCGCGAAGGAAGUAUUUUAAUUUGUAAUCGGUUCUCGUGGUGUUUGCGUUAUUAACGAGAUUAAUAGAGCAUAAGUAAAAAAGUUUAUUAAUUUUUACAAACGUAUGCUUUUAAAUGUAACUUAUUACUGUAUCGUGUUCGGUUCGAUCAAAAGCACGAUGUUCCGACGAGAAGAUUAAAACCACGUGCUUGGGGAGGCCGACCGUUUUUAUGAAAAAUGAUGUAUUAACACUGGCCAAUUACGUUAAAUAACCGGUUUGCCAGAAAAUAUCAGUUACGAGACAAAGGCUUUUAGUACCAUUGUGAAAAGGCAUGCUGGUGCAGAAUGACGGAAUUUGUGGACGGUUGGAUAUUCGGGCAUACCUUAGGAGAAGGGGCUUAUGGCGAAGUAAAGUUAGUUAUAAAUAAGUCUACGGGUGAAGCUGUUGCUAUGAAAAUGAUAGAUGUACAAAGACAUGUUGAUGCUAGAAAAACUGUUCAUAAAGAAACCACGAUUCAUCGUAUGCUCUCUAAUCCUAAUGUUAUACAGUAUUUUGGAAAACGUAGUGAACCCACUAUGGAAUAUAUAUUUUUAGAAUAUGCAGCAGGUGGAGAACUUUUUGAUAGAAUUGAGCCGGAUGUAGGCAUGCCAGCAUGGGAAGCACAAAAAUAUUUCAGACAAUUAAUCUCAGCUGUUGAAUAUAUUCAUAGCAAGGGAAUUGCACACAGAGAUUUGAAGCCGGAAAAUUUGCUAUUGGAUGAAAACGAUAAUUUAAAAGUUUCCGAUUUUGGUUUGGCAACGGUAUUCCGUUGCCAAGGCAAAGAACGUUGCUUGGACAGAAGAUGUGGGACAGUGCCAUACGUCGCUCCAGAAGUAUUAGUGCGUCCCUAUCAUGCUGAACCUGCUGAUAUAUGGUCGUGUGGUAUAAUUCUUGUUGCUUUACUAGCUGGAGAACUGCCAUGGGAUCAGUCCGUGGCAGAUUGUGAAGAAUAUAUGGCAUGGAGAGAUGGAAAGUAUAUGUCUCUUACUCCAUGGAAAAAGUUGGAUAACAUUUCGUUGUCUCUGAUUAAAAAUGUUCUAAUGCAUUCACCGUCAAACAGAUAUACCGUAAAGGAUAUCAAACAGCACAGAUGGUUCACCAAAAAGUUCCACGAAGGUAAUGAAUAUGUUCGACCGGAUGAAAUCGAUUCAAGACAUGGAUUGGAAGACGAGAACUUAACAAGAUACUGCUUAUCUCAACCCGAAUUACCCACGGUAGAAAGUGCUAGUGCCGUGGGAAUUAAUUUGGAAGAACGGCCUGGAUUCUCAUUCUCACAACCCGCGCAUUUAGAAGACUUGUUGCUGUCUACGCAAGUGCAAAAUAAACAAUUUACUCAAAGCCAGAACACAUUCCAACGAUUGGUACGGCGAAUGACAAGAUUCUUCGUUAAGACGUCAUUGGAAGAAACCGUGAAUAGAUUAACAGAGUGUAUAAAACACGAAAGUUAUACUUAUCGCAUCAAUAACGUUGGCACGAUUACUAUACAAACUGUAGAUAGAAGAAAGAUGCCUUUGUUCUUUAAAGCUAACAUUGUUGAAAUGGAUGGGAAAAUACUAGUAGAUUUUCGAUUGUCCAAAGGCUGUGGUUUAGAGUUCAAACGGAAAUUUGUUAAAAUCAAAUCGUUUUUAGAAGACAUUAUAUUAAAGGGUCCUGUCACGUGGCCUAUCGCUGUAGCCACGGAAUGUAUACCUUAAUGUUGCAUGAAAUUAAUUUUUGAAUAAACUUUUUAUAUUCUUUUACAAAGAAAGCUUCCUUUUUCUUCGUAUGUCCAAUACAAAU
Ceratina calcarata is the source of this 1861-nucleotide messenger RNA. RefSeq names its product serine/threonine-protein kinase grp (gene grp). Gene Ontology annotation, molecular function: protein serine/threonine kinase activity; ATP binding. NCBI's taxonomy places the organism in Eukaryota, Metazoa, Arthropoda, Insecta, Hymenoptera, Apidae. The transcript is spliced from 8 exons. Gene Ontology annotation, biological process: protein phosphorylation; mitotic G2 DNA damage checkpoint signaling. Gene Ontology annotation, cellular component: cytoplasm; nucleus; site of double-strand break. The record is from RefSeq and is a predicted model, not a curated record. Bases 388 to 1776 code for a protein of 462 amino acids.